AUAUACACAAAAACUAAUUCAAAAGCGAUGCCCAAAAACGCCUUGCCACAAACAUGUUGCGUUUGCCUGAACAAAGCAUUGUAUUUAACUAAAAUUUCUUACAGGAAGGAAAGCAAAGUCAGUAGUUUAAGCAAACUGCGCUCCUGUGUUCCCGAAGUGGAAUGGCUAGCCUCUUACUUUAUUUGUACGGAAUGUUUGAAACUUUUGGAGUUGGUGUAUAGUUUCAGAGAGACUUGUAUCAAGUCGGAUCAGCUGCGCAAACAGGAAGAACACAAGGAUGUAAAAACAGAAGAUGACCCAAGCAAACCAGAUGAUGUAAAAACUGAAACUGAUGCUGAUGGCGAUGAAGACAACCAAGAUACUGCCGACUAUUUGAACGACAGCAGUGACGAAGAAUCCAAGAAGGAAACUAAGGAAGAAGGUCAGAAAUCAAAUGGCAAACGGAAAAGGUCGCUCGAGUUCCGUUGUGAAAAGUGUAGUUAUGUUUUCAACUCCAGCUUGAAACUGGUAGAUCAUUGUGUGGAAGAACACCAAAUGAGCGCGAAAGAUGUACGUCCGUUCGCUUGUGAUAGAUGUCCGAGUCGUUUCGGUAAUUCCUCCAAUUUGUUGCAACAUAUCAAGUACCACGAAGCGAUCAGGUCUAACAUAUGCCCUUAUUGUGGAAAGGGCUUCAUCACUAAAAGCGAUUUAAGUAUCCAUGAGAAGCAACAUCUAAACAAACGGGAGUAUAAGUGUGACACUUGUGGAAAGUGUUUCAAUACUCACAAAGAUAUUAGAUCUCACAAGUUAGUAGUUCAUUCCGACUCAAACACUUGGAAAUACAUGUGUACCAUAUGUAGCAAACCGUUCCCCAUUAAGUCAAACUACGAUAGUCACAUGCGGAGGCAUACAGGUGAUAAAAAGUUCGAGUGUCACCUUUGCAACAAAAAAUUCACCGAUAAAUGCGUGUUGCAAAGGCACAUGCGCACUCACUCCAAUGUAAGGGAACAUAAAUGCGCGCACUGUGAUAAAGAAUACAAAGAUCAACGGGUAAUGAAGGUCCAUAUGGCGAAAGUACACGGGAUAGGGCUGGGAUUCAUCAAACUGCCGUCGAAGGAUAGGAAAUAUAUUUGUCACAUAUGUCCGAGGGCCUACUACGCCAGGAAUAAGCUCACGCGUCAUCUGUACACCCAUUCUGGCGAGAAACCGUUCCAGUGCACCAUAUGCGACAAAAAGUUUAACGAUAAAUCCUACCUCAAACAACACAUGAAGAAAACGCAUAACAGCGAGAUAGAAUCGAAAUGGCUGAGAUAAGAUAAAUAAUGUAAAUAAAAUAAAAUAAUUUUUGGGCCUAUCAAGAAGUAGAUAGUUAAACUGCAGUCCCAUGAUGCUGAAAUGAGUAUCGUAGUCGAAGCAUUCAAAAAAAUAAAAGACUUUUUUGAAAGCGAACUACCAAAUUCACCUUUUCUAAUGAAUGAAGAAAAAAAAAGCGAUGCAUGUGCUAGACCAGGGGAGAUGUAUGGUAUACAGCAGCAACCAGUAACUUCUUCAUCCACAAAAAGGACAUUCAGUAGCCAAGGGUUUAUCCCCAUUGAACGCAGAAAUACAUUGACAACUGAGCGCGCUGUAAAAUUAACAUAUGUUCAUCAUAACCCUUUGGGGCCUUCAGUUAAUGAAUUUAAUUCUCCAGUGCAAGAAAAUUCCGAAGAAGAUUCCGCUGAAUGCCAUGAGAUUAUAAAAAUGUCUUAAAGUGACACUGAUCCAGAUUGUAAUAAUGAUAUGUGAAAAAAUUAGUUAAAUUAGGUAUCUAUUAGGAAAUGUGCUCAAUCUCAUUUAUUUGUUCUUGUAUGUUUUUUUUAGAAACUAAAAAUUUCAUAUAUCUAAAGAAGUGUUAUAUAUAAAAAAUGUUUUAUUUUACGAACUAUCGACUAAAAUCUCAAACGACAUAAAUGACCCACAUGUGGCAUAAAUGACUAGUAAAUAGCAGUCAUUUUACAUCACUGCUCACAGUAUUUAAGUCUUCUUCGAUCUUCAAUCAUCCAAAAUGACUUGAAAG
Molecule: messenger RNA, 2035 nt
Organism: Cylas formicarius (sweet potato weevil)
Lineage: Eukaryota; Metazoa; Arthropoda; Insecta; Coleoptera; Brentidae
Product: gastrula zinc finger protein XlCGF52.1-like
Exons: 5
Coding region: 28-1293 (421 amino acids)
Biological process (GO): regulation of DNA-templated transcription
Cellular component (GO): nucleus
Molecular function (GO): DNA-binding transcription factor activity, RNA polymerase II-specific; zinc ion binding; RNA polymerase II cis-regulatory region sequence-specific DNA binding
Source: RefSeq, a predicted model, not a curated record